Acanthisitta chloris (rifleman) is the source of this 1482-nucleotide messenger RNA. It is a transcript of the gene TDRD5, whose product is annotated as tudor domain containing 5. The annotation marks the transcript as partial. Gene Ontology annotation, biological process: spermatogenesis. NCBI's taxonomy places the organism in Eukaryota, Metazoa, Chordata, Aves, Passeriformes, Acanthisittidae. The transcript is spliced from 8 exons. The record is from RefSeq and is a predicted model, not a curated record.
AUGGAGGUGCUGAAGAAGGAGGUGAGAGCGUUGCUCACAGCGGCCAAAGGGGGUUUAACGCCGGCAGAGCUGGAGGAGCAGUACAUGGCCAUGACCUGCAAACCUCUCCCUCUGCGUGAGCUGGGCGUCCAGUCCACCCUGGAGCUGGUGGCACUCAUGCCUGACGUGGUCAAAGUCUGUUCUUCCAGGAAUGGCACUCUUAUCCUUAAAGCCAUUGCAGAUGACACCACCAAAGGGAUUGCCCAGCUGAUUGCCAGACAGAAGACAAGAACGUGUAUUAGGGCACGGAAGAGAACUGCUGCGAAGGCAAAUGCUGCUUCUCCCUAUAAUGACUCUUGGAAUCCAGAGCGUUCCCCUCUGAGUGCCAGGACUCCUGUCCAGUCUGCAGCUGUGAAGGCUGAACAGCAGGACCUGCUGAGUUCCUCACCUCUUCUGCUCAUGGACUCUGAUGAGGCUCAAGAGGCUCAGGAAGAAGAGAUGUCUCAAAGUGGGGUGCCCCAAGGUGAGGCACAGGAAGAAGAGGUGCCUCAAGGUGAAGCUCAGGAGGAAGAGGAUGUGCCCCAAGGUGAGGCACAGGAAGAAGAGGUGCCUCAAGGUGAAGCUCAGGAGGAAGAGGAUGUGCCCCAAGGUGAGGCACAGGAAGAAGAGGUGCCUCAAGGUGAAGCUCAGGAGGAAGAGGAUGUGCCCCAAGGUGAGGCUCAGGAAGAAGAGGUGCAGCAAGGUAUCCAGAGACUAAUAGUGGGAGUGUUUGAAGGGAUAGCUGAAUUUGGCCAGCCUCAAGAUGUUCUGCAGUCUCUACUAGGCAAGUUGACACUGGCUCCAGAAAUCCCUCCAGAUGCUGUUUGGGACAGAAGCCUUUGCAGUUUGCCACCACUGAAGGCAGGGUUCAUGGUGGGAGUCUCUGUGGAAUGUGUCGUCUCUCCCAGCCUGUUCUACGUCCACAUCUCCACCAGGGAAUCAUCUCAUGAACUGCAGGAUCUGAUGUUGGAGAUGAAACACGUUUACUCCCGGAAGGUUGUUUCUGACCGUUACAUCAUGCCUGAGGCUGCAGUGCGGCCUGGGCAGCUCUGCUGCGCCGUGGUCUCCAGGUGGUGGUACCGCGUCGUCGUCCACCGCGUGGUCAGCGACAGGGAAGUGGAGGUGUUCUAUGCAGAUUAUGGACACCUGCAAGUUGUCAGAAAGUCUUGGCUGAGGUUCCUCAAGUGCUGCUACCUGAAGCUCCCUGCUCAGGCGGUCCCAUGUUCCUUGGCACGGGUGAAACCUGUGGGGGGUACCUGGUCCUCUGCGGCAACUCUCCGGUUCAAGAAUCUCUGUCACUUCAAGUUAGUCGUGGGCAUCGUGGAUGAAUAUGCGAAUGGCAUUUUGUACUUCUUCCUGUGUGACACAUCCACUGGGCAGGAUGUCUACUUCCACUCUGUCCUGAGGGAUGAGGGAUAUGCUCACAUCUGUCGAAGGAACAUUCCUUACCAGGUCAGGAGGGAG